AUGGCACAGGGAGAUGAGGAAACUUUUGACAAUGCUUUGGUCGACCAUACUCCAAUCGAGUUCAUUGCCGAAGACCAAGAUUUUGCUGUUGAGUUAGGGGACUCAACUUCAAAGUUUAUGUCUAUUCGACCUCCUAAGUUGAUACCAACAGACGAUUACCUCAAGUUAAUGAAGACUUUGAACGAAUCUCAAAGGUAUUUAUUGAACCUUUUGCAUAAUUUGAAAGCAGGAUCGGGACAAAAUUUCCACGUAAUUCAUGGGCAGGCCGGUGUAGGGAAGAGUAGAUUAAUUACUGCAAUAGUUCAGUGCAUAUUAAGGAUGUCGGACAAGGAACCUGGAUUAAGUGGUGAAGCAAUUCCUGUGCUAGUAGCAGCAGCAACAGGGAAAGCUGCAUUUAACGUUUUUGGUAUGACAUUGCACUCGGCAUUUAGACUCCCACCCAAUCAAUACGCAGGAAAAAUGACUCCACUGGAUCAUGGUUCAUGCAAUACCUUGCGAUGUAAGUUUGAGGCUUUAAAAGUUUUGAUAAUCGAUGAGAUUUCGUUAGUUAGCUUGAAAAUGUUCACCCAAAUUGAUCAAAGAUUGAGACAAAUUCUAGGCGUCGAUGAAUUAUUCGGAGGGGUUAGCCUCUUGGUCGUAGGUGAUUUCUAUCAGCUUAGUCCGGUGUUUGGACAAUUUGUUUUCGAGGAUAGCAAAGAAAUUUUAGGCCCGAUCAUUGGAAAUCCACUCUGGAAUAGAUUUAGAGUAUUUGAGCUUAAGGAAAUCAUGAGGCAAAAAGAUGACGCCAAGUUUGCAACUGCACUAAAUAGACUGUCCAUGGGAAUGCUUGAAGAAGAAGAUAUCCAAAUGUUCAAGAGUAGAGAAAUUGGAAAAAACUUAAUUGUUCCAGAUGAUGCAACAUGGUUGUUUUACAGCAACGCAGAUUGCGAUAAAUUUAAUCGCGAAGCGAUAAAUCGAGCAAAGGGGCCAUUGUACAAUUCAUAUGCCAUAGAUAGAGUGCAGGGUGGAAAGAUUCUAGCCUCCCAACAAGCAAUGUUGGAGUCCGCCGAAUAUUUAAGUUUGCAGCAAACCGGAGGAAUGCCAUACCACGUAGCUUUGAGAGUCGGCCUUCGUUAUAUGAUUACAACAAAUAUUGACGUAUCUGAUGGAUUGUUUAAUGGUGCUACAGGAAAAUUAACGAGGGUAAUUGAAAAGCCAUUAACUAACGGGCAGAAAGCUGUUAAGAUUGUAUUUAUGGAAUUCUCGGAGAAAUUGGUAGGACAACUGGCAAGGGCAAAUAACUUAGGAUUACUCAAACAAUUAGAAAUUCCGCUGCAUUGGACCCCGAUCUUCUCGGACACCAGGGCAUUAAAUAGUUUUGGGCACUAUCAAGGAAUGCAAAUUGUUCGCCGUCAAAUUCCCCUGGUUGCUGCUACUGCUAUUUCCAUCCAUAAAUCACAGAGUCUGUCUAUCCCAAACACAGUUGCCAAUAUUCCAACUCGAGGAUUGAGAAGGGAUGCGAUAUAUGUAGCUAUGAGUCGGGCACCUUCGUUAUCAGGAUUAUUUCUUGGCGGUACUUUCAAUGCUCCACGUGCAAUCGAUACUUUAAGGCAUCCUGUAGCAUUAGAGCUUUCCAGGUUGCGAAUUAUCAUUCCCAUAUUCACUCAGAUAUUUACCAGACCUAGAUGA
This is a messenger RNA of Folsomia candida, 1668 nucleotides long. RefSeq names its product ATP-dependent DNA helicase PIF1-like. The coding region runs from base 1 to 1668 and encodes 555 amino acids. Gene Ontology annotation, molecular function: DNA helicase activity. The record is from RefSeq and is a predicted model, not a curated record. NCBI's taxonomy places the organism in Eukaryota, Metazoa, Arthropoda, Collembola, Entomobryomorpha, Isotomidae. The transcript has a single exon. Gene Ontology annotation, biological process: telomere maintenance; DNA repair.